GUUAAUUUAUAGUGUUAUGUUAAGUUAAGAUACUUUUUCUUCACUCAUAAUUUUACAUUGCGACUGACCAACAAGGUCAAUCUUGUCUGCCCAAACAACAUUUACAAGUUUGCAAACAAUCAUAACACAAUUGCUGACCUUAAUACUUUACCAUUCCUUAGAUCCAGCUCGUUUAAUUACUUUGCCUGGGAAUUAACAGGCCUUUGUGCUGGAUUCCAAUGGAGCAAACUGCAGAAUCCCCAUACAAGCUUCUUGUGUCGUGCCCAUAUGGUCUCUCACCAUCACAGUUGUCUGUGAUUUUUGAUGAAUCGUAUGAUAGGAUUCCCCACCCAGAUAUAGACUUGGAGAAGUCCAUUUCUGAGAUAUGGGAUUCAAGGGUUCAGCAGAAUGGUUCAUUGUUCAACGGAAAAAAGUUCAGGUAUGGAGGGUAUGUAAUGCAUGGUGAAGGUGGGUCCAAUCAACAAUCUCACAUGUGCCUCCACCUUGGGUUGACCGAUUAUAGGACUUUUGUGGGGACAAAUUUAAAUCCUUUGUGGUACAAGUUCCUGUUUCCAUCCGAAGAUGAUGCUAUACAGUGUCAGCACACUGCAAGUCCGCUGGGUAACGGUGCAGUUGUAGAGACAUCUGACAAGAAAUUACUUGUGUUGCAAAGAAGUUAUAAUGUUGGGGAAUUUCCUGGACACUUUGUUUUCCCAGGAGGACAUCCAGAGCCCCAAGAUGCCGGACUAGAAUCUCAUCAGUGUCGAAAUGACUCAAAAGAUUCUGAGCUUAUUAAUGAGAAAGUUUCUCAAGAGAUGUUUGACAGUAUUAUUCGUGAAGUAGUUGAAGAAAUUGGAGUACCAGCAGUAUCUCUUUGCGACCCACUUUUCAUUGGUGUCUCCCGCAGGCAGUUAAAUGUUAGACCAGCUGCUUUUUUCUUCAUAAAAUGCAGUCUUGAGUCAAAAGAAAUUCAACAAUUGUAUUCUAGUGCACAAGAUGGCUUUGAGUCUACCCAACUGUAUACCGUUUCAAUGGUAGACCUAGAAAACAUGAUAUCUAACAUGCCUGGCUGCCAUCAAGGUGGAUUUGCUCUCUACAGGCUGAUGGUAGAUACUUUGAAGAGUACAUGA
This is a messenger RNA of Pistacia vera, 1109 nucleotides long. Its product is annotated as nudix hydrolase 9-like. Gene Ontology annotation, molecular function: GDP-mannose hydrolase activity. The coding region runs from base 219 to 1109 and encodes 296 amino acids. Lineage: Eukaryota; Viridiplantae; Streptophyta; Magnoliopsida; Sapindales; Anacardiaceae. The transcript has 10 exons. The record is from RefSeq and is a predicted model, not a curated record.